AUGUUGAAAAAAAAUAACCAUACCAAAGAGAAGAGCACUACAAAAACACUAAGAGCAGCUAGUAGAUUGAAGGAUACUAUGGUUGUCAGAGCUAUCAAGCAAACUUCUAUUGCACGUAACGGUGUUGGUGCGUAUGUGUUUCCAUGUAAGAAGAUUACACUUCAGUACUGCAACUGGGGCGGUUCAUCACAAGGUAUGAGAGACUUUCUGGUCUCUAAAAGAUUGGGAAAGUUGAGCCAAGAUCUACCACAAAUUCAAUUUGAGAUUUCAAGGAAAUCGGGUCAUCCACUUUUGAGAGCACAAUACACCAAUGGUCGUGAGAAAGUUGUAUGCGUAAGAAACCUGAAUGUUGAUAAUGUGGAAAACAAGCUGAAACUGCUCAAGGAUUCAAGCGGUGACAUACUGCAUAGGAGAUCAAAGAACCACAAUGUAGAAUCUCUAAACAAUAGUGUUAGAGGUGUCUGGUCUCCCUUCCACAGUCCACAGAACUACAAGGUUUAA
Messenger RNA from Zygosaccharomyces rouxii, 501 nucleotides. It is a transcript of the gene MRPL51, whose product is annotated as mitochondrial 54S ribosomal mL43 domain-containing protein. Bases 1 to 501 code for a protein of 166 amino acids. The transcript has a single exon. Lineage: Eukaryota; Fungi; Ascomycota; Saccharomycetes; Saccharomycetales; Saccharomycetaceae. The record is from RefSeq and is a predicted model, not a curated record. Gene Ontology annotation, cellular component: mitochondrial large ribosomal subunit. Gene Ontology annotation, biological process: mitochondrial translation. Gene Ontology annotation, molecular function: structural constituent of ribosome.